Molecule: messenger RNA, 1551 nt
Organism: Letharia columbiana
Lineage: Eukaryota; Fungi; Ascomycota; Lecanoromycetes; Lecanorales; Parmeliaceae
Exons: 5
Coding region: 1-1551 (516 amino acids)
Biological process (GO): transmembrane transport
Cellular component (GO): membrane
Molecular function (GO): transmembrane transporter activity
Source: RefSeq, a predicted model, not a curated record
AUGGAUUUACAGGAAGAGAAAGGUGGAUCUACCAAGCCGCGGCUCUGGCCCAAUCAUGAUGAUUCGAGCGUCGAGUCCUUGGAAAAGGACCUUGCUGCAGCUAUUGCCUCCGAUCAUGCCCAGGAGUAUGAUCGCGCUACAGGACACCGAGUCUUGCGAAAGAUCGAUUUGUAUCUGAUCCCAUGGAUGUGGCUUGGCUAUGGAUUCGUCUACUAUGACAAGGCCAUCCUAGGCAGCGCUGUCCUCUUCGGCAUGACCAAAGACCUCUCCCUCAGCGUUGUCGAUACACGCACCAACCCCGCAACAACCGUCACAACACGCCUGAGUUGGGCAACAUCAAUCUUCUACUUCGGCAUGCUCGCCGGUCUCUACCCUAUGACUUUCAUGCUCCAGCGCUUCCAGAUAGGUAGGGUACUGGGCGUUCUAGUCAUCCUCUGGGGAAUGAUCGCUAUGCUUACAGCCACUGUCACGUCUUGGCGGGGGCUUUUUGCUCAGCGCUUCUUCCUUGGGUUUGUCGAGAGCGUGAUACCGACUGCUUUCAUGUGCAUUGUCAGCGGAUACUAUACGCAACAAGAACAAGCUCUUCGCCAAAGUUGGUGGUUUUCUUCAACCGGUGGUUGGACGAUUAUCGGAGGUGCUUUGAACUACGGCUUUGCUCAGAUCACGGGUGGAUCGUUGGCGAGAUGGCAGUAUAUUUAUCUGUUGGCUGGCUCGCUGACCGUGCUCUUUGGAUGUGUGUGUUUUGCAGUUCCUAAUUCCGAGGUGUCGGCUUGGUUCCUUACGCCGGCAGAGCGCAUAGUUGCUGUGGAGAGGCUGCGGAAAGGCCAGACGGGCGUACGUUGUCAGAAAUUGAAGGGUUCGCAGAUUCGAGAGGCAGCAUUGGAUGUUAAGAUAUGGCUCGUUGCGCUCAUGAUGGCGGCUGCGUAUACUGUUAAUGGUGCUGUCAGUGGCUUUGGACCUCUUAUUGUGUCCACAUUUGGCUGGUCGACCCUUGACUCAAUUCUUCUCCAAUUUCCGCUAGGUGGGGUCUGCUUCAUCUUCAUUCUCCUCACCGGUUACCUUUCCAGCAAGAUACCUAACAUUCGCCUCGUUCUCCUGAUCCUCUGCUGCUUGCCUGUAAUCGCUGGGUGUGCAAUGAUCUGGCGAAGCAGCUGGACCCAUCGAGCUGCCACACCUGUAGCUGGCUACACUAUCAUUGGAUUCUUUGGGCCGGUGGUCAGUCUAAUCAUUAGUAUCGGCAUGGCCAACGUUGCAGGCGCCACCAAGAAGAGCUGCACAGCAGCCGCCAUCUUUGUUGCGUACUGCGUGGGAAAUAUAAUAGGACCGCAACUCAUCAAAACGCCGACGAUUAAACGACAUUACCCCGAGUUGUGGCUCGGCCUCAUUAUUUGCUACUGCGUUGUCAUCAUUCUGGCCAUCGCAUUAUACUUUGUCCUUGAUGUGGAGAACAAGCGCCGAGAGAGUCUCCGAGUGGAUGAGGAAGAGCGAGAUCGACUGGCGUUCAUGGAUCUGACUGACAAGGAGAACCCAUACUUUCGAUACGUGCUAUAA